This is a messenger RNA of Bactrocera oleae (olive fruit fly), 3344 nucleotides long. It is a transcript of the gene pdgy, whose product is annotated as pudgy. Gene Ontology annotation, biological process: fatty-acyl-CoA biosynthetic process; long-chain fatty acid metabolic process. NCBI's taxonomy places the organism in Eukaryota, Metazoa, Arthropoda, Insecta, Diptera, Tephritidae. Gene Ontology annotation, cellular component: mitochondrion. Gene Ontology annotation, molecular function: long-chain fatty acid-CoA ligase activity. The record is from RefSeq and is a predicted model, not a curated record.
CUUUUGCGCCAAUUGGUAGGCUUCAUAGACUGCGUUCUUAGUGAACUAUGCACUCUAUUUACAGUAGUUUGCUAGUGAUUUCAAAGUAGAAGUGCUAAUGCUUUGUUGUAACAAUUGAGUGUAAAUGAACAUUAAUUGAAAAUGGUAAGCGAAUUGAGACUUUCUGCAACAAAAAGUGUAAAGUGGAAAUGCAAAUAUAUUUAUUUAGCAAACGACAAUAAAUUAAAUUAAAUAACUGCCAAUAACAAUUGCUGCCAACAAACGUGUCUCCAUUUAUAAAACAUAUAAAGAAAUUGUUUUGAUAAGACCGAACGACACAGCAGCUGUUUUGUAAUCACACACACACAUACACACAUGCUACCGAGCGCCCAAAGGUGAAAAGGGAUCUGGCGAGUGCGUCAAAUAUUUUUCCAUUGUGUAUGCGCUUGCAACAUACGGCGCAAUCGGCUGCACCGAAAACAGCAACAACAACCGUAAUACAUUUGGACUUUGUACGCCAGCGCAAAAACAAUUUACGAAAAAUAUUUUUUAAAAAUUUGUUAAAAAUUAAAGUCGUCGAACCGGUUCAUUGCAUAGCGCGCAAGUGAAGAUAAAGCAAGCAAAAACAAAAAUCAACAAAUCAUAAAAUCACACAUUAAUGCGAGCGGUAUAUACAACAACAUGCACACACACACAUAUCGCCCGAUCUAUUGAAUGUGCAGAGGCGGUGACGCGAGCACAGUAGCAAAAACAAAACCAACAACAACAACACCAUACCUCGCUACAAAAGGGCAACAAAGUGACAAGCGCUAUACAGAGCCGACCAUCGUUUAGUAGCGCCGCAACAGCCAAAGAUUACAGACGCGUUUUACGCUAAGAGCCAACAGCAAACAAAAUAAACAUUGAAGCAUUGUCAGUCUUCAAAUCAACGUAACGAAUCAAUAAUAAUUGUGUGUCGUACAAGAAGAGCAAAAUAGUUGUGCAGUGAACGCAAGUUUUCAAAAAGUGUACUUUUACACUGUAUUAGCGCGCUGCAAAGGAUCCACUGAUAUUUUAUAAAUUUUGAAACCAAAUUCUUUUAGUGUUUUGUGCGUAUUGAUUUGAAAUAUUUGUGCUAAAAUGCUGCGCCAUUUGCUGCGUUCUGUGAUUUUCGCGCAGCCUGCGCAGUGCUCCGUGGCCGUCGCUGCGUGCGGCGCGCGCAGUUUGAGCACGGCCGCCACCACGCUGCUGACACAGCUGGAUAAACUCGUAGUUUACACUGAAGAGGAGGGUUACAUUAGACAGUCGCCGUUCGAGCCUGUCGAGCCGGUCAAUCUAACGGUGGACAAAUACGUGUGGCGAGAUUUCAAGAAGUUCGAGAAGGACAUAGCGACGGUUUGCAUCAUCAGCGGCCGCCAAUAUACUUAUGCGCAGUUACGCGACAGCAGCGCCGCCUUUGCCAUACGCCUACAAACCAAAUUCAAAUUAGCACAGGGUGACACUAUCGCAAUUUGCUUGCCAAACCUGCCGGAAUAUCCGAUUGCCACGCUGGGUGCCAUAGAAGCGGGUCUAAUGGUGACCACAGUCAAUCCAAUCUACACAGCCGAGGAAAUUUGUCGCCAGCUGCAGCUGAGCGACAGCAAAUUUGUCGUGGUUACUAGUCUCGGCUAUGGAGUGAUGAAAGAAGCUUGUGAGUUGGCACAAAAGAAUCUGCCCAUCGCUGUCAUACGCUUGCAGCCAAAUGAGAAGUUGCCCGCCGAUGCCAUAGACUUCUUCGAACUAAUUAAUCUACAAGAUAUUGACUACUCACAGUUGAGGGAUUACGACAUUGAUCCCGACAGCGUAGUAUUCCUGCCAUUCUCCUCUGGCACCACCGGUAUGCCGAAAGCAGUACAGCUCUCACACAACAACAUCACGAUUAAUGGCGAACAGCUGGAAUUGCCGUACGAUUUCAGGAAUUCCGGCAGGCAAGAGGUUUUGCCUGGCAUUUUGCCAUUCUUUCACAUUUACGGUCUCAAUGUCAUAAUGCUGUCGAAGCUGUCGAUUGGCGUUAAAUUGAUCACAGUGCCACAGUUCCGUCCAGACGAUCUCGUCAAAGCUCUGUGUGAAUACAAAUCUACAAUGCUGAACGUCGUGCCGCCGAUUGCGCUCUUUAUGAUCAACUACCCGAAGUUAACACCUGAAAUGGUGCCCAAUCUGCAAUAUGUGUUCACUGGCGCUGCGCCGAUCACCGCAAACGACAUGCAGCGCUUCAUCAAAAAAUUCCACAACACGAAAUUCGUGCAGGGCUACGGCAUGACCGAAACAUCACCACUUGCUCUGCAGGUGUCGCCGAAUAACACGAAUUUUUCCUCUACUGGCGCGCCAGCAUCGAACACCGAAGCGAAAAUUGUUGCUAUCGGCUCGGAGUGCCACAAGGGUUUGGGACCCAACAUGACCGGCGAGAUUUGUAUACGCGGUCCACAAGUUAUGAAGGGUUAUCUGAACAACGACGAAGCCAAUGCGGAUAUUUUCCUACCGAACGGUUGGAUGCGCACCGGCGAUGUUGGCCAUUACGAUGAAGAGGGCUACUUCUACAUCACCGAUCGCAUUAAGGAGCUCAUCAAAGUGAAGGCCUUCCAAGUGCCGCCUGCCGAGUUGGAGGGCAUACUGCGCGAUCACCCGAAGAUCCUGGAGGCCGCGGUCAUACCACGACCUGACGAAUUGGCCGGUGAACUGCCACGCGCCAUUGUUGUGCUGCGCGAAGGCACAAAGGCCACCGAGGAAGAGAUCUACAAUUAUGUGGCCGAACGCGUGGCGGAAUAUAAGAGACUGGACGGUGGCGUUGUGUUCACCAAUGAGAUACCGAAAAGUUUGACGGGCAAAAUACUACGCAAACAGUUGCGAGAGGCCUACUCGAGCUAGAUGCCACUGCAAUGCGGCUGGUUUAGGUUAGGCAAUGUGUAGAUCUUUAAAUUAUAUUGGCAGUGGCUAUAACUUUAUAUCGACGACAUUUAAUUAAGAUGAUUAAAUUGGUAGCCAUUUGUUGCAUUUCAUAGUUAGUAAGUGCCGUUGAAAUAACGGUAGUUCUAUAAUCCCAUUCAGUUGAGAACUGGCUUCCAAGAACGCAGAGUGCCAAAAGAAACCGGAUUUUUUAGCGUUAUCAAGGAUGUAGUUUAGAUUUUGUAUGUAUGUUCAGGUGUUUGCUUAUAUGUAUGUAUAUUAUUUUAAUGCAAUUUUAGGUUAGAAAAAUAUUUUUAAUUAUUUUAAGACACAUAAAACUAUACAAGAGCGGUUAUAGUUCUUCAUUUAUAAUGUUAUUGACGAUAUACUAGUGUUUAUUAGAAGAAAAGUGUUAAACUUACACAAAAGUUGGCGUAGUAUUAAAGCAAUUUUCUUACAAAAGC